This is a messenger RNA of Papilio polytes (common Mormon), 1011 nucleotides long. Its product is annotated as WD repeat domain-containing protein 83. Gene Ontology annotation, biological process: mRNA splicing, via spliceosome. The transcript has a single exon. The record is from RefSeq and is a predicted model, not a curated record. Gene Ontology annotation, cellular component: catalytic step 2 spliceosome. Gene Ontology annotation, molecular function: protein binding. Lineage: Eukaryota; Metazoa; Arthropoda; Insecta; Lepidoptera; Papilionidae. The coding region runs from base 83 to 991 and encodes 302 amino acids.
UAUUGGCAAAUGAUCUACUGGAUCUUAAUAAAAUAAACAAGCAGUUAUUUACUAUAUAUUUAUUUGGAGAGAAGAUUAAACGAUGACUGAACUAGAGUUAUCCAAUUUAGUAACGAUUAAAUGCAAACAGCAGGCGAUACGUGCAGUACGUUUCAACAUUGACGGUUCUUAUUGCUUAACAUGCGGCGCAGACAAGAAAAUAAAACUCUGGAAUCCACAUCGUCAAUUACUUUUAAAAACUUAUGGAGGACAUGCGAAUGAGGUUUUAGAUGCUGCAGGUUCAUGCGAUAGCAGUCAUAUAGUCUCUUGCAGUACUGAUAAGUCUGUUAUCCUAUGGGAUGUGGCUACUGGCCAGCCUGUACGUAGAUAUCGUGGACAUGCUAGCUCUGUAACUUGCGUAAAAUUCAAUGAAGAGUCAUCUAUGGCUGUCUCUGGCUCCGUAGACAAUACAGUUGCCUUUUGGGAUGUUGUAAGCAGAAGACAAGAACCAGUACAAGUUUUAAAAGAUGCAAAAGACACAAUAACAUCUAUACAAGUUACGAAUAAUGAAAUUUUAACAUGUUCAGUGGAUUGUCAUGUACGAUUAUACGAUAUACGUGUUGGUAAAAUGAUAUCUGAUUAUAUCGGACAAAUAGUAACAUUUGGUAGUAUAACGCAUGAUGGACAGUGUUAUGUGUUAAGUUGUGCAGAUAGUACUGUUAAGUUAUUUGAUAAAGAUUCCGGAGAACUGUUAAAUACUUUCUCUGGUCAUGAAAGUAAAGAUUAUCUUCUAGAAAAUGCUAUUAAUGAGAAAGAUAGUUUAAUAAUAUCUGGUUCUGCAAGUGGAGAGAUAUUGUACUAUGAUUUGAUAAGUAGUAAAUGUGUAAAGAAAUUAAUACAUAAUUUAAAUAAACCUGUUAUAUCUGUUAGUCAUCAUCCUACUGAUAGUUACUUGUUAAGUGCAUGUGAAGAUGAAAUAAAACUCUGGGGAACUAAAUCUAUGGAAGAAUAAUAAACAUGAUGUGAACAUUG